Messenger RNA from Portunus trituberculatus (swimming crab), 1938 nucleotides. RefSeq lists its product as uncharacterized. The coding region runs from base 91 to 1302 and encodes 403 amino acids. The transcript is spliced from 2 exons. NCBI's taxonomy places the organism in Eukaryota, Metazoa, Arthropoda, Malacostraca, Decapoda, Portunidae. The record is from RefSeq and is a predicted model, not a curated record.
AGGAGACUGGGUUUUGUAUCAAUGAGGAAAAGUCCAUUCUUACUCCUACUAAGUCUAUUGAAUACUUAGGCAACAUUAUCAACACUGACUAUGAAAAUUUCUUUGCCGGAAAGAAGAGUUUCUAAAAUUCGUCUUGCUUGUGAGGAACUUAUGCACAAGUCGGUUGCCCAGAUUAGACAGGUUGCACGGGUGAUAGGUAUUUUGGUCGCUGCCACCUCUGCGGUCGUUCUGGGAAAACUGCAUUAUAGAGUUCUUGAAAGGGCCAAGAUUUAUGCUUUACAUCACUCUCAUGAGAAUUUUGAUGCUAUGAUGCCUAUUUCUGAGGAGAUGAAACAAGAAUUACUCUGGUGGUGCAAAAAUGCAGUACAGGAUAGGGUUAUUUUCAGGUCAGCUGCAGAACUUGAAUUGUUCACAAAUGCUUCCAAUAGUGGUUGGGGUGGCAGCCUUAACCAGGUUUCUCCAGGUAGUAGUUGGUCUUUGGAGGAAACUUCAUUACACAUCAAUGCUCUUGAACUUAAAGCAAUUUUAUUUACUCUGCAGGCAUUUUGGCAGGAAGUUAAGGGAAAACAUAUUAAAAAUUUUUGUGACAAUUCUACAGCUGUUACUUAUGUGAAUGAAAUGGGAGGUACCAAAUCUCUGCCCUGCAAUGAUCUUUCUAUACUCAUUUGGGACUGGUGUGUUGAUAAUGAAGUAUGGAUCACAUGUUCACACAUCCCGGGGAAAGCUAACUAUGAGGCAGAUGAGGCUUCUCGCAUUUUCAAUUCUUGGCAUGAGUGUAAAUUGGAUGUCAAUGUUUUUAGUUCUCUCUGUUCCACUUUUGGUACCCCCUCUAUUGACCUGUUUGCAUCUAGGCUUAACAAACAGAUACCAAUUUUUUGCUCAUGGAAACCUGACCCUGAGGCAAUGUAUUUUGAUGCUUUCUCUCUUAACUGGACAAAUUUUACUCUUCCUUAUCUUUUUCCUCCUUUUUCCUUGAUCUCUAGGUGUUUGCAGAAGAUGGGGGCAGAGCAGGUCAAGGGGUGGAUAGUGGUCCCACUCUGGAGAUCACAGCCUUGGAUGGGCAGGCUGCUCCAUAUGCUGAUAGAUCACCCCAGACUGCUCAGGAAAUCAAAGAACAUUUUGAGGCAUCCCUGCUCAGCAGAAACACACCCUAUCUUGACACACACUCGGUUGAUGGCGUGCCUUCUUUCCGGGACUCCCUCAGAGUGCGAGACAUACAGAAACAAGGUGCGGACAUCAUCAUGGCGUCUUGGAAGCCAGGAAGUGUCAGAUCGGCGGCGGCUUCAAAGGCCAAGGCUCUAGCUGUCCCCAUCAGUACUAUCAUGGCGAAAGCGGGAUGGUCUCGGGAAUCAACCUUUGCUAGAUUUUAUGACAAGGGAAUUGUAGGCAUUUCCGAUCCUUUUCAGGAUGCAGUUUUGCACGUAGAUUAAUAAGAUUGGUUAUGGUUAAAGUUUUGGAUUUUCAAAUUUUCAAAUUUGUUAGUUAUCAAAUGAAUUUGUAUUAUUGGUGACUUUGGGUAGAUAAAGAUACCGCUAAAGAGGAUAUUACAUGCAAUUGUACCAUUGAAUUCUUUAUGUCUGAACUCCUUGAGUCAUCAUGUGUAUAUUCUUCAUUUUUCAUUUGGUUAAAUGAAAUUGUAGUGUUGUUCUUUUGUUUUGGAUAGAUGACUAUGCUGUACUUAUGCCGGGUUCAUUUUGGGGUUAUGGUUGUAAAAUUUACCCAUCUCAAAUGUUCUGUGGCCUUCACAAUUAUUAAAUUUGCUAUCAAGUCCCUUAAAUGGCACUCCUAAUUUUCCAUUUUUGUUAUCAUAAUUUGUGAUUUACUACGAAACCCACAUGGCUUUAAAACCUCAUGUGAGCGCCCCAUGUCAGCAGAGACGACGGCUGACGUAAAAUUUAAAAAGUAUACAAGACAGGUCAGUUGAAGUAUGCUUGUAAU